This is a messenger RNA of Sclerotinia borealis F-4128, 822 nucleotides long. NCBI's taxonomy places the organism in Eukaryota, Fungi, Ascomycota, Leotiomycetes, Helotiales, Sclerotiniaceae. The record is from the annotation of a GenBank genome assembly.
AUGAUCAACACUGGGUAUUUGAUCUACGGUAUUUGCAAAUCCCAUCAACCUAGUUUCGUUGUUGAUGACGCCAUGAAGUUGAAAGGAAGUUCCUGGCCAAUAUCUCUAUGGGAGAGAUUUCCAAGAUAUGACACCGUGAGAAAGGUCGGCCUUAGCUUCGCGCCCGCCAAUGACAAAACAGGUGUCCGCGCAGAUCAAUUCGUAAAAGGCGCACUCGAUCGCACCGAUCUCGAUUCCAAUCCCCUAACUCAAUUUCAUUCCUGGUUCUCGCACGCUCAAACUAACGGCGUUUACCAUCCCGAAACUGUUUGCCUCUCAACCGCUAGUUUACCCUCCGGCCGUGUAUCUGCGCGCAUGGUAUAUUUGAAAGAAUUAGAUGCGAAAGGAGGUUUUGUCAUAUAUAGUAAUUGGGGAACGAGCAAAAAAGCAAAAGACAUUGCGGAAAACAAAUGGGCGAGUCUUACAUUUUGGUGGCAGGAAUUAGAGAGACAGGUUCGGGUCGAGGGGAAAGUCGAAAGGUUACCAGAUGAAGAAAGUCAGGUUUAUUAUGAUUUAAGGGCAAGAGGAAGUAGAAUUGGGGCUUGGGCUAGUCCGCAGAGUCAGGUACUGAAGAGUAGGGAAGAACUAGAUGAGAGAGUAAAAGAGGUUGAAAAGAGAUUCGAGGGACAAGAAAAUAUACCCGUGCCGGAGUUCUGGGGAGGUUUAAGGAUUAUACCAGAGAUGGUAGAGUUUUGGCAGGGGAGAGAUAGUAGGUUACAUGAUCGAUUUCAAUAUGAGAAGAAAGAGGACGGGGAAUGGGAUAUUCAGAGGUUAAGUUCGUGA